AUGGAUUUGAAACAAUUGUAUAAUUUUGCAAGGUGUAAUAGUAGAACGUUUAAGGUUUUCUUUAAUGUUGAUAAGAGAGAUAUUGGAAAGGAGAAGAAUGAGAUGAGAGAUGAGAAGGAUUUGGAUUUUAAUAGAGUUCAAGUGCUUGUUUGGAAAUUGUUGGCAGUUUCGUAUUUUCCAAGAGUGGAUCAUAACCUCAAUGUUAAAAAUUGGAUGCAAUUUUUGAGGAAACGAAUGAAACAUAUCAAGGGUAACGGGUACGACUUUAAAUUGGAUAUUCCAUCAUUUGUAAAUUCAAAUAUGGAUGAGGAAAUUAUUGAAAAUUGUGAAUGGGUCUAUAAGUGUCCAUUAAGUUAUUUCAAUUUGAGUGGUGAUGAAAUAGAUGUCAAGUUUUGUAAUGUUUGUGAAAAGCAUGUCUAUUUGGUUGACUCUUUGGAAUCAUUUCGUGAGAGGGUUGGUCGUGGAAAUUGUGUUGCAUUUACCUCGAAAUUGUAUCUUUAUGACGAACCAUUAAUGGGUGAAUGUGUGGCAGAUAUUGAUUAUGAUACAAUACCUUUUGAUAUUCAAGAGAAUUAG
Molecule: messenger RNA, 576 nt
Organism: Naegleria gruberi
Lineage: Eukaryota; Heterolobosea; Eutetramitea; Acrasida; Naegleriidae
Exons: 1
Coding region: 1-576 (191 amino acids)
Source: RefSeq, a predicted model, not a curated record